This is a messenger RNA of Microdochium trichocladiopsis, 1393 nucleotides long. RefSeq lists its product as uncharacterized. The transcript is spliced from 5 exons. NCBI's taxonomy places the organism in Eukaryota, Fungi, Ascomycota, Sordariomycetes, Xylariales, Microdochiaceae. Gene Ontology annotation, molecular function: oxidoreductase activity. The record is from RefSeq and is a predicted model, not a curated record. Bases 122 to 1225 code for a protein of 367 amino acids.
CUGCAGGCCUCCUUUGGGGAAUUCCUGCUCGAGUUCCUGUUCCUACCGCCAGGGAUCACCCACCUCUUUACAUUCUUUUGGAACAUAUCCCACGCGGGCUAGCCAGGCAGACUUCGUCAUCAUGCAGAUCCGCAACAUCCUCUCCGCUGCUCUCCUGCUCGCCGCCCCGGGAGUCCUCUCGGCGCCGGCCCCUCUUGGUGAUGCUCUCGACUCGCGUGCCACGGGUCCGUGCAACUCGCCCCUUGAGCGCAAGGAGUGGCGUGAUUUGACGAAGGCCCAGCGUCUGGCGUACAUCAACGCCGUCAAGUGCCUCCAGUCCAAGCCCGCCAAGACUGGCAGCACCUACCCCGGUGCCAAGAGCCGGUACGAUGACUUCCAGGCUCUGCACAUUGCCAUGACUGAGCGCAUCCACUUUGUCGGACAAUUCCUGCCUUACCACAGACAGUUGCUCGCCCUCUACGAGACAGAGCUCCGCAACACCUGCGGCUACAACGGUGCCCAGCCCUACUGGGACUGGACCAAGGACGUCAAGAACUUCACUGCGUCUCCUGUCUUUGACCCCGUCUAUGGCUUUGGCGGCAACGGCGAGUGGCUCGAGGACAUCACCGGCCUCCCGGUCACUUCUCUUGCCCCAGGCCCCCUGGCCCGUACUGGCGGCGGCUGUGUCACCAACGGCCCCUUUGCCAGCAGACAGAUCCCCAUGGGACCGGGCAAGAGCACCGACUACACCCCCCACUGCCUUCGCCGUGACUUUGUGCCCACACUCACUGCCAGCAAGCUGAGCACUCCUGAGGUUCAGUACGAGCGCUCUGCCUCUACCUAUGCCGAGUACAGCCAGCGGGUUGAGCUCGUCAGCCUCAACCCGGACCUGUCCGGCAUGACCACCCACGGCGCCGGCCACUUCGGCGUCGGCGGCAUGGUCGGCGAGAUGUCCGAUAUGUAUUCCUCGCCAGGAGAUCCCCUCUUCUGGCUGCAUCAUGCCCAACUCGAUAACCUCUGGAAUACCUGGCAAAUGCAGAACUGGCCCGCCCGCAAAUCGGACAUUGGCGGCCCGGACACCAUGUGGGGCGGACCCUUCAACGUUAUCAACCCCUACGUCGGCACUAUCCCCUACAAGAACAUCACCCUCGACUUUGCCCUCGAGUACCCCCUGAUGGCCCCCACCGUCAAGAUUCGGGACGUCAUGGAUGUCUCAGCCCCCAACCUUUGCUACAAGUACGCGUAAGGGAGGGCUUAAAGGAGCAGGAUGGCUUGGGACAGAUGCCAGGUUCGGCGUGAUAACAGCAGAAGACAGACUUAUAGACAUCUUGCAAUUAAUGGCGAAGAGAAGGUGAUGUGCAGGCGUGUGCACUCUGUCGCUGCUAACAUUGUGAUUGUGUCAGGGGUAACCGUA